Messenger RNA from Lineus longissimus, 1884 nucleotides. Its product is annotated as lamina-associated polypeptide 2, isoforms beta/delta/epsilon/gamma-like. Bases 70 to 978 code for a protein of 302 amino acids. Gene Ontology annotation, molecular function: DNA binding. The transcript is spliced from 7 exons. The record is from RefSeq and is a predicted model, not a curated record. Lineage: Eukaryota; Metazoa; Nemertea; Pilidiophora; Heteronemertea; Lineidae.
GCCAUUUUUAAAGCGGCAAAUUUUGUGUGGCGAUUGUCAAUUUCCGUGUCAAUUUCCCGGAAUUGCAUCAUGACGUCCUUUGUAAGUGAUCCUCGAACUCUAACAAAAGAAAAAUUGAAAUCUGAACUUGCUAAACACAGUGUUCCUUUACCCCAUAAAGACAGCAGAAAGGAUGUUUACGUUGAAUUGUACCGGGAGCAUUUGAGCCCCAGAUCCGAAUCCGGUAAAAAGUUUGCACAUGGCAUGCAUGGUGAACAACUGACCUCGUUUUCAAGUGACGAAGAGGAAGGAUUCGGUGAUUCUCCUCGAAGAAAGCGGAAGCCAGGGAGUAUUGGUCGAUCAAACAUGGUUGUUAUUCCGAAUUCAGACAUAACUGAUGUCACAACAUUAUCUGAUACAGAACUUUUUACUACCCUUAAAAAAAUGGGUGCGACAGUUGGACCGAUUCAAGAUACAACGCGGGCAGUUUAUCAGAGAAAGCUGCAGUAUCUCCUUGCCAAUGGAGGUGCUGAUAAAAACGUUAUAAGACAGGAGGAAGAGGAAGAAGAGGAGGAAGACGAUGAUUACAGUGAUCAAGAAGAAGAUACACAGAUCUUAAAUGAAAAGGAUGCAGCCACUGAGUUUUUCAGGGAUAGUAGUUAUGUGAGACGAAGGCCUGCCCCAUCACAAGUCACAUCUCAGCGGACAGUAAAGGUCACCAAUGUAGUCAACAAUCAAGGCAGUAAAACAGAAAAAGUUGAAACAGAGAAAGUCACUAGAAAAGGUACAGACGGAAAGUUGGAAACAAACGAGAAAGUUACAACCACAUCCACAGUCGACGGUAAAAUGGUCACAAAUACCAGCGUCUCGACGAAAAAGAAGGGCAUGGCAUUAUGGAUCCAAGUGUGCAUCUUUGCUGCUGUAGCGUUGGUGAUCUUCAUCAUUAUCACAACCAUGGAACCGUCCCCCAGUAAUCCUGUAUCUGGGACUUCACACUAAAAAUGCAUAAUCUCGGGACACUUUUUGAACUUUCGUGUAUUCAUAUUUAAGGCUUUAUAUGAAUCUUCUUCCAAGUAUCUUUUCACACUGCCUCUAAUUUAAAGAAAGUUAUUCAUGUUCUGGAGUGAUUAUUUCAUCAUUUUUUGUUUUUGGUGGACAUAUUGGAAGUCCACAAAGAGGAUACUGGAAGUGCAUAAUGGUCAAGUUCAUCUGGCAAAUGAAGAGGUUAAAAAACCACAAUUCCUCUUUAUCUUUUCCUCUGAGAAUUAAAUGGCGUCAUAUGGCAGUUAAGUUAGCUAUAAAUGCAGGGUGUGCCCUUCUUGAGUCUGUUGCAAGCCUUCACUAGGGCUUUAAAACAUAUCGUCACCACUGCUUUUUGCUGCUUUUUGAUAUCAUUGGAUAUAUGUAUCAAUGUAAGUUGAAAACACCUUAUAUUUUUUGUAAUGAUGAUAAGAAUGCAUGAGUAGGAUUUUGAAGUGCUUGGCUCUAUAUUGAAUAUAUACAUUUAGAAUAGUAUAUUCAGUUUAUAGUCAGUCCAUAAAGAGGUCAAAAUACAGACAUUUAUAUCCAGAAUGAGUUGUUGAUAACUGCCCUAAACCAUGUAUGCAAAUGUGUUCAUCUUAAAAGUGAAGAGUCGAAAAGUAAACGUCCUGGUUUUCGUGAUGAAUAUUUACAAAAAAUAUGUGCUGAAUUUUCUGCUGCCAAUUUCUCACUUUUGUAUUUAGAAAAGUUUUUUGUCAAUUUGUAAUGUUGUUGCUGGAUUUUUUGUAUGAUUUCCAAAAUAUGUUGAAAAGGGCCUUGAAGCCAGUCCUCCAUUUUCAUAUUUAGGAUACUUGAAGUUGUACAGUAAAGCCAAAGUAAUGCCCUGCAGAUUGAAUUGUAAUAAAUAAUAAGACUUAUUCAUUC